Pneumocystis jirovecii RU7 is the source of this 669-nucleotide messenger RNA. RefSeq lists its product as uncharacterized. Gene Ontology annotation, biological process: negative regulation of glycolytic process; fructose 1,6-bisphosphate metabolic process; negative regulation of programmed cell death. The transcript has 2 exons. Gene Ontology annotation, cellular component: cytosol. Gene Ontology annotation, molecular function: fructose-2,6-bisphosphate 2-phosphatase activity. Lineage: Eukaryota; Fungi; Ascomycota; Pneumocystomycetes; Pneumocystales; Pneumocystaceae. Bases 1 to 669 code for a protein of 222 amino acids. The record is from RefSeq and is a predicted model, not a curated record.
AUGCUUCUACUUUUUGUGCGUCAUGGUGAAACAGAUUUUAAUAAAAAUGGCAGAAUACAGGGAUCUUUGGAUACUUCUUUGAAUGAAGUUGGUAAAAAACAAGCAAUAGAUCUUUCAAAUUGUCUUUGUACGAUGAAAAUUGAUAAAGUUUUUUGUAGCAAUCUUAUACGUGCAAAACAAACAAUUGAGCCGUUUCUAGAAAGAAAACCAGAUAUUCCUUGUCAAUAUUUUUCUGAACUUCAAGAAAAUUGUAUGGGAACAUUAAGUGGAUUGACUUGGGAUGAAAUAAAAUUAAAGUUGAAACAAGAAAAAACUUCACUUGAUGAUUAUGGUGAAAGCAAAAUUGAAUUUAUACAGAGGAUUAUGAAUUUUUGGGAAAAUGUAAUACUGCCUAUGCAAGGUCAUAUUUCUACGAUUCUUAUUGUUACUCAUGGCGGGUAUAUUGCAACACUCGUUAACCAGCUUUCUAAAUUGGGGUUUCUUAAUGUUCCUAAAAAUAUUGUUAUUACUGGGUCGCCUAAAAAUUGUUCUAUAUCUGCAAUUAAUGUUUCCAACAAGUCAUCUUAUGAAUUAAUAUCUUAUUCAGACGUUAUGCAUUUAUUUUAUUCUCAAGAAAUAAUUGUUGGUGUAGAUUACAAAAAAAUUGAAAAUAGCAAUCUUUCUAUCUAA